Molecule: messenger RNA, 735 nt
Organism: Microthlaspi erraticum
Lineage: Eukaryota; Viridiplantae; Streptophyta; Magnoliopsida; Brassicales; Brassicaceae
Source: the annotation of a GenBank genome assembly
AUGAAGGCCCUUGGAAUCUUUGAGGAUGUGGAGCUAAUUCUCAAGAACAUGCACUUGGCCAAGCUUUUCUCUUACCACAUGGAAUCCUACAAGGAGCUCACUUGUGAGUUCUUAGCUUCAAUGAGGUACCACAUGUAUGAAGAGGAAGAUAGAGCUGAUUUGGACCAAGGAUUGGGAUGGAUCACGUUCUUGGCUAAGGGAGAGAAGAGAAUGGUGACCUUUAGGCAGCUGGAAAUCUUGUUUGGGUCCAAGGCAGCUCAGAUCAGGAGCCCAGUCUUGAGGUAUGUGCACAAGGCACUUGCCAACACCUUCUUUGCAAGGAAGGCGACCGGGACAAUCAACGAGGGGGAACUCAAGUUUCUUGACAUGGGAAUCAAGCCCCUUCUCUCACGCACAAGCGAUGGCAAGAGGAUCAGGGGAGAUAGAUCUGACACAGGGAACUUGAUGCCUUCCUUGACCAUCUCCUUACCUACAAGAUCACAGCUUACAACACUAGGCAUCAACGAGGGAAGGCGUCUAAGUGUUGGAGGACUCAUCACACCUAUCUUGUGUGCUGCUGGAGUGAACCCAACUGAUAAGAGAGCCACUGAACCAGGUUGGAUGGACAUCAAGUUUUGCAAGACCAACCUUCUCAUUGAGCACAAGGAGUUGGAUGGGAGAUUCCAAUUCAAGUUCACACAUCCAUUGGUUGGACCCUCCAAGUUCUCCUGCCUAACCCAGAGCUCACCACAGUAG